CUUUUGACACUUUUCGAUCCUUCCAGAUAUGUAAAAUCCUACCUUCUGCCUGAUAAGACCAAAAUAAGCAAGCGACGUUCUUCGCGAAAAAAGGGCUCUUUGAAUCCGGUCUUCAGCGAAGAAUUCAAAUACAAGAUUUCACAAUCUGAACUUGCCUCACGCUCCCUCCAGCUGUCUAUUUGGCAUUACCAGGCCAUUGGGCCGAACCUCUUCUUAGGGGAAGUCACCCUUUCCCUCGAAAACUACAACUUCGAUCCAGCCCUCAAGUGGUAUUCUUUACAAGAGCGAGUAAGCCUUUUAUUCCUAUUGCACACUAUAUGA
Molecule: messenger RNA, 321 nt
Organism: Protopolystoma xenopodis
Lineage: Eukaryota; Metazoa; Platyhelminthes; Monogenea; Polystomatidea; Polystomatidae
Source: the annotation of a GenBank genome assembly